AGCGAGUUAGAGACGCAUUUACCGUUGACAAGUGAUUAAUAACGUGGCUUCUUUAGUCGUCAAUAACAAAUAAAAUAUUUCUAUUAAAGUACUGUUAUAGUACUUUGAUUGCUAUCACGAGACAGUACUUUUUCUUAAAUCACAAUGGACACGGAUCCAAUUACGACAUCUUAUACGUCAACCGUAACUUUUUCUCUGCUGAUGCUCGUUGCAGUGUUAAUUGCAGCGUACUAUUACAUCGAAACCUCUCGAGCAGUUCGUCUAAUAAAAAAACUACCAACAGGCCCACCAUCCGUACCUAUACUAGGUCAUUCAUUAAUACCUCUUACAUGGCCUCCCGAAUUAAUGGUAGAGAAAGUUAUUGAAUUUUAUGAAAAGUAUGGAGGUACAGGAGGCGCGUAUUUCGGUACAAAAACAGUAGCCUUUAUAACAGAUCCACAAGAUAUUGAAAUAAUCUUGAGUAGUUCUGUGCAUAUCGACAAAGCCAAGGAAUAUGAAUACUUCAAACCGUGGCUUGGAGACGGUUUGCUGAUCACAAAAGGCGACAAAUGGCGCAGACAUAGAAAGGUGAUUGCGUCCACGUUUCAUAUGAACAUCUUGAAGACGUUUGUACCUUUAUUUUAUGAAAACAGCAUAGAUCUCGUGAACCGGCUUCGGGAUAAAGUUGGGAAGAAAUUCGAUUGCCACGAUUAUCUGUCAGCCGUAACGGUUGAUAUUUUGACAGAAACAGCGAUGGGAGUUAAAAAAGAAAAAAGACAGAAAACCGGAUAUGAAUAUGCCAUGGCUGUGAUGAAGUACACAUUGUUUCUUUCUUAUAAUUACACACUGAGCGAUAUCAUACAUCGAAGACAGUAUAAUGUAUUGUUACGAUAUGACAUGCUUUACAAAUACUCGAAGUUUGCAAAACUCCAGGAGAAACUGCUUAAUAUUGUUCAUACAUUGACAGAACAUGUGAUCAAAGAGAAAGCAAAGGACUUCGAAGAAAAACUUGUAAAAGAUCAACAAGUAAAGGAAGUGCAGAACGUUAAACCAAUGGAAAAAUCAAAUCCGACCAAAAAUAUGGAACAUGCUAAAAACAAAGCCGCUAAUUAUAUGCAUUACGUAAGAGAUGACCUCGAUGAUAUCGAUGAGAAUGACAUAGGUGAGAAAAAGCGACUCGCUUUCCUAGAAAUGAUGUUCGAAUUGAAAAAAAAUGGGCAAAUGACUGACGAGGAGAUCUGGGAGGAAGUAAACACCAUUAUGUUUGAGGGUCAUGAUACCACGGCGGCUGGCUCGAGUUUUGCACUUUGUAUCUUAGGAAACCAUCCAGAUAUUCAGGCUCGCGUGCACGAAGAAUUGGACACGAUUUUUGGUGAUAGCGACAGACAAUGUACUUUCCAAGAUACUUUAAAGAUGAAAUAUCUCGAGAGAGUUAUUAUGGAAACUUUGAGACUUUUCCCACCGGUACCUUUAAUUGCCAGGCAUCUAAACGAGGAUGUAAAAAUAGUUACAGGUGAUUAUAUUCUUCCAAAGUCUACCACAGUACUGAUCGUACAGUUCAUAACGCAUCGGUUGGAGAAAUAUUAUCCAAAUCCAACAGUUUUCAAUCCAGAUAACUUUUUACCGGAAAUAAUGCAGCAAAGACAUUAUUAUGCUUACAUUCCUUUCAGUGCUGGGCCAAGGUCCUGCGUGGGGCGGAAAUAUGCUGUGUUGAAACUGAAAGUUUUGUUAUCGACGAUACUGAGGAAUUACCGUAUUAUUUCUGAUACGCCCGACAAAGAUUUCCACCUACGAGGUGAUAUUAUUCUGAAAAGACAUGAUGGAUUCAAUAUCAAAAUCGAGCCGCGCAAACCAGCAUCUCGUAAAGAAGAAUAACCGGAGCAAUGAACAAUCCCAUAUUAACAAUCCCAUAUCCGCGCAAAGCAUAAUUUAAUCAAAUAUAAAUAUAUCGAUGGAUGUACUUUAGUAAAAA
This is a messenger RNA of Temnothorax curvispinosus, 1951 nucleotides long. RefSeq names its product cytochrome P450 4g15-like. Lineage: Eukaryota; Metazoa; Arthropoda; Insecta; Hymenoptera; Formicidae. The coding region runs from base 145 to 1854 and encodes 569 amino acids. Gene Ontology annotation, molecular function: heme binding; iron ion binding; monooxygenase activity. The record is from RefSeq and is a predicted model, not a curated record. The transcript is spliced from 8 exons.